CCAGCGGCCGGCAGGAGGGGGUGCAGGCUGCCCGCCGCAGAGAGGUGUAGGCGUUCCUCCUGGUGGGGUCCCCUGGGAGCGGUUGGGGGCCGGCCGAAUCGGCGCCCUGGCAGAAUGUCCCUGGCUGCUUAUUGUAUCAUCUGUUGCAGAAGACUGGGAACCUCUACGCCCUCAUCAAAAAAGCGUACAUACUGGAGAGAUAUCCGAAAUAUAAUAAAAUUUACUGGAUCACUUAUUUUAGGAGGUUCUUUAUUUCUUACAUAUGAAAUUCUGGCUCUGAAGAAGUCUUUGACAUUAGACACUCAAGUGGUAGAAACAGAAAAAAUGAAGUCAUAUAUAUAUGUGCACACAGCUUCGAACAGAAAAGAAAGCCAUGGGAUUGCCUGGCAGGCAAGAAAAGAACUUCACAAAGCAGUAAGAAAAAUAUUGGCAGCAUCAGCAAAGCUAUUACAGAGUCCAUUUGCUGACACUUUUAGCACGGUUGAUGUAGAAGAUCAUGAGUGUGGCAUGUGGCUGCUCCUGAAGGCGAGCAAGUCAGAGGACAGGACCACACGACUGGAGGCUGUGCAGGCAAUGUCAGAGGCCCACCACUGGCACGAUUACCAGUAUAGGACAGUUGCUCAGGCCUAUGACCCAAGGACUCUUGUUGGUUUGGCACGAAGUCAAAACAGUGAUCUUCGCUUUUUUCUCCCACCACCUCGUUUGCCGCCUUUAAAAGAAGAUUCUUCCACUGAAGAAGAACUCAGACAGUUGCUGGCUUCUUUACCUCAAACAGAGCUAGACGAAUGUAUCCAGUAUUUUACAUCCUUGGCUCUUAGCGAAAGCAGUCAGAGUCUGGCUGCUCAGAAGGGUGGCUUAUGGUGUUUUGGAGGAAAUGGACUUCCUUAUGCUGAAAGCUUUGGAGAAGUUCCUUCAGCUACGGUGGAAAUGUUUUGUUUAGAAGCUAUAGUAAAACAUUCUGAGAUAUCUGCACACUGUGAUAACAUCAAAGCAAAUGGAGGCUUGCAACUACUUCAGAGGCUGUACCAACUUCACAAGGACUACCCUAAAGUUCAGAGAAAUAUCAUGCGUGUUAUCGGGAACAUGGCUUUGAACGAACACCUGCAUUCAGCUAUAGUCCACUCAGGCUGGGUGACAAUAAUGGCAGAAGCAUUGAAAUCUCAGCACAUAAUGGAGGCAUCACAUGCUGCCAGAACUCUGGCUAACCUAGAUCGAGAAACUGUGCAAGAGAAAUACCAGGAUGGCGUGUACGUGCUUCAUCCCCAGCACCGAACAAGUCAGCCCAUUAAAGCCGAUGUCCUUUUUAUUCAUGGCCUUAUGGGAGCAGCAUUCAAAACAUGGCGCCAGCAGGACACUGAGCAGGUUCUGACUGAAAAGGCUUUGGAGGAUGAAGACAGGUAUACCACGUGCUGGCCCAAGACAUGGUUAGCAAGAGACUGUCCUGCUCUUCGAAUUAUAUCUGUGGAGUAUGACACCAGCCUCAGUGACUGGAGAGCAAGAUGCCCUAUGGAAAGAAAAUCCAUUGCAUUCAGAAGCAAUGAACUUCUUAGGAAGCUCAGAGCUGCUGGUGUUGGGGAUAGACCAAUAAUUUGGAUAUCGCACAGUAUGGGAGGUCUUCUUGUCAAAAAAAUGCUAUUGGAAGCCUCUAAGAAGCCAGAAAUGAGCACUGUUAUAAAGAAUACCAGAGGAAUAAUUUUUUAUAGUGUUCCUCAUCAUGGAUCACGUUUAGCUGAAUACUCUGUCAAUAUUCGUUAUCUUCUCUUUCCCUCUUUGGAAGUCAAAGAACUCAGUAAAGAUUCUCCUGCACUUAAAACCCUACAGGAUGACUUUCUGGAGUUUGCUAAAGACAAAAAGUUCCAGGUGCUGAAUUUUGUAGAGACACAGCCAACCUCAAUUGGCAGCAUGAUCAAGCUCCAUGUGGUGCCAGAGGAAUCAGCAGAUUUAGGCAUUGGAGAUCUAAUUCCUGUGGAUGUUAAUCAUUUGAACAUUUGCAAACCAAAGAAAAAGGAUGCUUUCUUGUACCAACGUACUCUGCAGUUCAUCCGUGAAAGUUUAGCCAAAGACCUUGAAAACUAACUGCUGUAGUCUUCCAUUUUUCAUAUGAAUACAUGCAAGAAAGCUGAUGUUCUCAUAGCGUUGAAGCCCCAAGUAGGCAUGCAGCAGUGUGGCCAGGAGUGGUGCGGCCAACAGAAUAUUAUGGCACUCCAGUUCUACCCUGGAAAGCAUGCGCAGUGGCAGUGACAGAAGGAAUGGCUGGGGUGGGACUCUGGCUUCCAGAAACCCCACAGUGCUGGGCCCUGAGACUGCAGCAAAGCUGCUGGGCUAGAGAGGCCCUUUUCUCACCAGGGAGCCUGGUUGAGCAACUCAGCCCACCGAAGCGUGCCAUAGAGAGUGCCUGAGGGGAGAGACUGGGUAUCCAUGUGCUGUAAAACUUUAAAACAUCAGUUUAAAUUUUUAUUUUUUAACUUUAACUCAUGCUUGCUUCGGCAGCACAUAUACUAAAAUUUAACUUUAACUCUUUGCCUAACACGUUAUCACUGGUGUUAAGUUUGUCAGACCUGUUGUCAUGUAUGGGUGAGUUCCUUUCCUGUAUUUAUUUUCAUAUUUUUGAGAACAAAUUUUGUUUUAAAUUCUAGCUUGUAGUAAUUCUUCACAGACCAUAGCUACCUGUGCUUAUCAUGUGUUCCAGAUAAGGGUAAAAUAGCUUAAUUCAUUACUGACCAGAAUAUGAAAUAAAACUGUUGUAAGCAUGUAUAUGUAUCAUAUCAACAGUUUCAGAUUUUUAGCUAAAUAUACUUUUUUGCUCAUUUGGAAGUAGUAUUAAAAAUUAUUUGAUGGACUUUUUCAAAAUGAGCAUGAGAUACAAUAUGUAUAGGUUUAAAUGCACCCUUUAAAAAUAAAUAAUUCAUUGGGUUUUUAGUAUAAUUAGAGUUGUACAACCAUCAUUAUCAUCUUUAUUUUAUUGAGAAAUAUCAAUGAGACAGUUUUGAAAACUGAUUAA
This is a messenger RNA of Octodon degus (degu), 3001 nucleotides long. It is a transcript of the gene Serac1, whose product is annotated as serine active site containing 1. The coding region runs from base 115 to 2076 and encodes 653 amino acids. Lineage: Eukaryota; Metazoa; Chordata; Mammalia; Rodentia; Octodontidae. The record is from RefSeq and is a predicted model, not a curated record. The transcript is spliced from 17 exons.